Aegilops tauschii subsp. strangulata is the source of this 1473-nucleotide messenger RNA. RefSeq lists its product as uncharacterized. The record is from RefSeq and is a predicted model, not a curated record. Lineage: Eukaryota; Viridiplantae; Streptophyta; Magnoliopsida; Poales; Poaceae.
AUGUCCCGGAUUAAUUAUGGGGUCAUCACCCUUAUCCCCAAAACAGUUGGGGCUACAGAUAUCCGCCAGUUUCGACCUAUCAUGGUGAUUAAUGUGCUUGAGUGCAUUUUCUCAAAAGUGUGCGCGACCCAUCUAGCCCCUGUUGCAGAGCGCUUGGAUCACCCCCUACAGACGGCUUUUCUGAAAGGGCGGCAGAUCCAUGAUGGGAUCCUGGCCCUUCAUGAGAUUGUUCAUGAGGUCCGGACGCGUGGUCAUAAGGGUUUCUUCCUCGAGUUGGACUUCCAUAAGGCCUAUGAUCGUCUGGAUUGGUCCUUCUUGAGGACUGCGAUCAAUAUCAAUGGCGAGGUCGGGCCUUUCUUCAUGUCCUCUGCGGGAGUGAAGCAAGGUGACCCGAUAUCUCCUCUCCUCUUUAACAUCGAUGUUCACGCUUUGGUGGGCAUCCUGGACAAAGCUAGGACGGUAGGCCACAUAUCAGGGGUUGUUGGCCAUCUGAUCCCGGAGGGUGGGGUCACCCACCUCCAAUAUGCGGACGACACCGUGAUUAUGGUGGAAGGGUCGACCCUUGACAUAGUGAAUCUUAAGUUCCUGCUCCUGUGCUUUGAGGCUAUGUCGGGACUUAAGAUCAAUUUUGAUAAGAGCGAGGUCGUCAUUGCGGAUAACUUGAAUUGCGGACUGGCAUCAUUUCCCAUUACCUAUUUGGAAAUACCGAUGGCCGACUCAAAGAUUCUAAUGAGUGUCUUAGAUCUAUUGGUACAAUGGGUGGCGAGGCGGGCUGAGCCCUGGCAUGGACGGUUUACGUCCAAGGGGAGUAAAUCGAUCCUUAGUUUUGCUAACCUGGUGAGUCUCCCCAUGUUCUUGGUGGGGUUGUAUAUCCUACCGGAAGGUGUUCAUGGAUCCUUCGAUAAGGAGCUCACGGGGUUCUUUUGGCAGGCCGCAGACGGCCGCCAGAAGUAUCACAUGGUCAAGUGGGCAAAUAUCUGCAGGCCCAAGGACCAGGGUGGGCUGGGCAUUAUGGCGUCCCAUCGCAUGAACGUUGCACUUAUGCUACGAUGGGUGUGGCGGAUCAUGCGCGGCGAGGGAGGACUGUGGCUACAGCUGAUUCAAGCAAAAUAUCUGAGAGGUGAACCUCUCCUGGCGUGCUCACGACCGGGAGGUUCCCGGUUUUGGCGGUCCAACCAAAAGAUAAAGGAGGAUAGCCGCCUUGAGAUUUCCUUCACUAUAGGUAAUGGGGACGGGACCCAAUGGUUAGACCCAUGGAUGGGUACCGAGACCCUCAGGGUGGGCUUCCCUACCCUUUUCUCUAGAUUCACGGACCUGUCUAUCCUAGUUUCCGAGGCAUCACGUUCGGGACAGUGGGAUAUCCGGUCCUGCCGGAUGUUUGGGCAGGCAGAGCAUGUUGAGUGGACUAGACUGUUGGCAGCCCUGCCGCCAGUGUUGCCGGACUAUCCGGACACUGUAUCGUGGCGGCUCUAA